AUGCCGUUAGUGAUGCACCAGAUGUUCCGUCCGGGUAUUUCUCCCAACCACGUCUCGGGGUCCCAGAAACGACGAAUACAGAUAAGGCACCGAACCAUCACCAACUUGACACCGAAAACCGUCGACCAUGAUACCAUCAACCUCGUGUCUGCCCCUCCCGCCCCUUCCCUUCGCCACCCAUUUCCCCUGAACCUUCGCAUUCGGCGGGUUCGUCCGCUUCGAUCCCCGCCCUCCGAGUCAAUCACCCCGGCGAAAACCUCGCCCUUUAGCGAUAUUGCAACUGCGCCGUCGGGUCAACCAAUGUCGCUUCAGCAAGCUCCUCUGUCCAUCCCAGCUGACCGGAUGACGGAAUUUGGCGAUGACUUCAAGACAGGCCUCAUGAGCUACGUCUAA
Colletotrichum lupini is the source of this 393-nucleotide messenger RNA. RefSeq lists its product as uncharacterized. The record is from RefSeq and is a predicted model, not a curated record. Bases 1 to 393 code for a protein of 130 amino acids. NCBI's taxonomy places the organism in Eukaryota, Fungi, Ascomycota, Sordariomycetes, Glomerellales, Glomerellaceae. The transcript is spliced from 4 exons.